This is a messenger RNA of Sinocyclocheilus rhinocerous, 1657 nucleotides long. Its product is annotated as afadin- and alpha-actinin-binding protein B-like. Gene Ontology annotation, cellular component: centriolar satellite; ciliary basal body. The record is from RefSeq and is a predicted model, not a curated record. The transcript is spliced from 13 exons. Lineage: Eukaryota; Metazoa; Chordata; Actinopteri; Cypriniformes; Cyprinidae. The coding region runs from base 137 to 1423 and encodes 428 amino acids. Gene Ontology annotation, biological process: intraciliary transport involved in cilium assembly.
GUUGAUUAAAUGAAAGAGAAGUAAUUUGUGAUCUCAGUUUGCUCCGUGACACUCCUUAUUAACUUUUUAAGCUGCUUUAUGAGUGAAUAGGUGCAUUUUUUUUGCUCUGAUAAGAUUAUCUGCAGGGUCUGGGCUUAUGGCACACAAACGGGUCGCAAGAUCACCAGCAUCCCACGUAAGAGCUCAGGACUGCUCAGAGAUGCUGAACUCUGUGAUUCUGCCUCUGUGUCCUGAUGAAACCACACACAGCAUCUUCAGAGAGGAGCACAGAGACCUGACCGACUCAUUACAGGAGCAGCUUAUAGAGAAGGACCUCCACAUCUCCAGACUGCAAGAUGCUCUGACCUCUGAAAGAGAAAAGUGCGCGCGGCUGCAGUGUCGCAGUAACCAGCAGGGGGCGGAGCUGAAGCGCAGAGAGCAGCACAUCAACCGCAUGAGAGACAAACUCUCACAGCUCACUGACAGACACAAGCACCGCGGCGUCUCCAUGGAGAUAAUAAACGUGUUGCCAAAGCGGACAGGGCGGAGAGAGCCUGGCUUCAAGACCGCAAGGGCUGAUGGGAGGACAGAAGAAGCACUGCGUCUGCUGUUGGACCGAAGGGAAGCCGAGCUCAGAGAAGCCAUGAAACUACGACACGGCCUCACUACACUACUGCACAUGCUCAGAAAUAACAUGGAGCAGACACUGCGGGACAACAACAAUACAGAACUGGCAGAUGAGACCGACGACAACGUGCUGGUCCAAUCAGAGCAGUGCCUUGGUGAUCAUGUGACCGGAGGUGUGGUCCAGGAGUGGAUGCAAGUCCAGAAAAGACUCCAGGAGCUCAUGUCAAGGAGUCCUGUUGCUCAAGGGACAGACCAGGAGAAGCUGCUGGCUCAUCUUGAGGAAGAGCUGGAGCAGAGCAGACAUCUGAUCCGAGCGCAGCAGCAGUUACUGCAGGACAGUGUAACUCCGCCCCUCCCCGCUGUGCUGAUGGACUGCUACUAUCUGGAGGAGUGGGAGCGGCUACAGGACCACUGGGAGGAGUUUAACAGGCAGAGGCGGAGCUUCCAGCAAGAGAGGCAUGCCUUCACUGAAGCUGCUAUCCGAUUGGGUCACGAGAGAUGUGAGUUUGAGCGGCAGAAAGCCUCCCGUUUGAAGUCAGACUUCCUCAGUUUUUCUCCCGUCAAGAAAACCUCGCAGUGGAACAGGAGAGAAAGCACAGCGCUCAGCGACCUACGUGCAGCAGUACCGGAGCAGCUCUCUCUGUCUCCAUGUGCCACACCAUCAUUUGAGGGGUCAGAGGUCACGCCUGGGUCCCGUCAGAACAUGGUCAUGACCCCGAACACCCCUGAGCUGUACUCGGCUCUUAAACUGCCCUAUUACAGGUCAGAACAGAUCCUUCAGUCACCUGAUGAGCGCAACACAGACUGGCACUUUUAGUUUACACACUGAACAGUUUCAUGAGCUGGAAAUAUUCCGUUUUUUUUUGUGAAGAAUUUAAAAAUGUAAUAAAGAAAUGCCAUAUGUAUAGAAUUACCUUGUAUUGUUUUCACUUUCUAACAAAUAAAAAAUCUCUCACAAAUGCACACAUCAGAUCAAUAAUUGCAUAUAUUGUUUUGUACACUGCAGCUGAGACCGGGGCUAGUUGUCACAAUGUCUACUUUUGAAGUACUG